This is a messenger RNA of Taeniopygia guttata (zebra finch), 1498 nucleotides long. Lineage: Eukaryota; Metazoa; Chordata; Aves; Passeriformes; Estrildidae. The record is from RefSeq and is a predicted model, not a curated record.
AAGCGGAACCGGAAGCGGAAGCGCCGCCAUCGCCCGGUAGCGGCGGCGACUAUCGCGACAUGGCGCUGUCGUCGCCGUCGGGCGGAGUGCGGCGGGCGCGGCAGCUGCUGCACGUCUCGGUGCUGGCGCAGAGCGCGUCCCCGUGCGGGCGGUUCCUGGCGGCCGCCAACGACUUCGGGGAGAUCGCCAUCUUCGGGCUGUCGGCGGCGCUGAGCGCGGAGGCCAAAGAGGAGAACCGGAGAGCGGUGGCGGUGGUGAGGGCCCAUAAUGGCCCCGUUUACUCGUUGGCCUCGACCGAGCGGCUCCUCCUGAGCGGCAGCGACGGAGAAAUCCGCGCCUGGAGCUGGGCCGAGCUGGGCCGCAAGGGCUGUCGGGAGCUCUGGACGCGGCGCCCGCCCUGCAGGAGCAGUCUGGAGGUGCCGGAGAUCAACGGGCUGGAGGUGAACCAGAGGGACCACUGGGUGGCGCUGGCGGGCGGGGACGGCGCCGUGCGCGUGUUGGAUUUGGAGAGCGGCGCCUUCACCCACGAGCUCCGGGGCCACCAGGACCUGGUUCACGUUGUGGCGCUUCGGGAGCAGCUCCCGCAGGUCCUGUCAGGGGGUGAGGACGGAACCGUGCGGCUCUGGGAUCUCCGGACGGGCGCUCAGGUGCAGCUGAUCGAGGUGCACAAGUACCAGGAGUGCAGCCGCCCGCAGCUGGGGAAGUGGAUUCGCUGUUUGGCCACCGAGAGCGACUGGAUGGUGUGCGGCGGCGGCCCCGCCCUGACGCUGUGGCACCUGCGCUCGGGGACACCGACCACCGUGUUCGGGCUGGCGCAGCCGCAGCACCACGCGCUCUUCCACCAGGACCUGGUGCUCUCGGGGGGGGUGGGUCCCGCCCUUCACCUGCUGCAGCUCAGUGGGGACGUGCGGGGGAAGGUCCCGGUGACACCUGCGGCGCUGCGCAGCCUCUGCCUCCACCCCCGCUCACCUGAGCACCAGGUGCUGACGGUGGCCGGAAACAGCCCCAAAAUCGACGUUUUCACCAACCUGGGCUACCGAGCGUUCUCCCUCAGCUUCACCUGAGACACACCUGGGCACACCUGGGGGCACCUGGGAUACACCUGGGCACACCUGGAGCACACCUGGACCCAACUGAGCUCACCUGGGGACACCUGGGGGUACCUGGGAUACACCUGGGCACACCUGGGGGUACCUUGGUGUGACCUGAACCCACCUGAGCCUCACCUGAGCCUCACCUGAACCCAUCUGAGCCUCACCUGGGCACACCUGGGGCAUACCUGGGGGCACCUGGGCACACCUGGGGGUACCUGGGCACUCAUCUGAACCCACCUGAGCUCACCUGGGCACACCUGGGAUACACCUGGGGCACACCUGGGGGUACCUUGGGCACACCUGGGCACACCUGGGGCACACCUGAGCUCACCUGAGCCCCUCCCCCAUCCCUCCCGGUUUUAUACAAACCCGAAUUUUGUAGUAAAAACCGCCAAAAUCCAAAA